CUUAUGGCAAAGCAGGGCUGUAUGGUAACAGAAAAAGCACUAAGCUGAGUGACCACAAGACCUAACUUCUUUUCCAGCUCUGCCACUGACAAGCUAUGUGGUGCUGAGUGAAUCCAUUUCUCUCUGGACUCAUCUUCAUCUGUGAAGUGGGGGUAUGAUAAUGUGUAACCCUGUAGAGUUCUGUACUCCUGUAUUUGGAGUGGGAGAAGUGGUAGGAGGAAAAGACACCAUGCGUCUACAGAGGCACAGAGCAUGCUUUAUGGUGACAUGGUUCUCCGAUGGAGGAAGUUUGCCCCUCAGGAAACAUUGGGCAAUGUCUGAAGACAUUUUUCAUUGCCAUACUUGGUGGUGCUACUGGCAUCUAAUGCAUAGGACAGCCCCCAACAACAAGGAAUUAUUUUGCCCCAAAUGUAAGUAAUGCCAUUGUUGAGAAACCCUGCUUUAAGGGGGACAGCCUCCGUCUUUUGCUCCUCCCUUUUGUAAUCUUUGCAAUUCCAGGUAACUUCAUAUUUAGUUCCUUUUCUGAUGAUCCUUGCUGUUGAAGAAAUAAGAAUCUAAUUUGCUAGAUUGUGCUAAAGUUAUUGGUUCAUCUUCAGAUAAACGUUGGGAACUUUAUUACCUAGUGUAUCAUUAGAAUUGAAAAGCAGAACUAUUAGGAGUAUAUAUACACAUUAUCUAUCUAAUCUGUAUUUUAAUUUGUUAGAGGGAUUUGACCUUAUUCUUAUGGUAGCUAGAUAGACAGUCUAUGUAAGGCAGUUGUCUUCAUGUCUGGUGGUAGAACUUAAAAUUCACAGGGCAGACAGUUGGGAAGGGAAGAUGGAGAUAAAGUGAUGGAGAGCAGGGACAAGCUAGAACCAUGAGAAUAGACUAGGACCCAUCUCUCUUCUCACUGCCUCCAACCUUGGAGUGGGUAUCCUGAACAAGAAGCUGGUGGCCUUUGUCAUAGAGCUGAAAAACACCUCGCCCAGGAAUAAGCAGCUGAAGGAGGAUCCAGAAAAAGGUUUAGUAGUUUUAGGUCCAUCUGCUGCCAUAUACCAAGGUAGCCAGCAGAUAAGCAACAAUGUGUGUGGACUACGGAAUGGCCUGCCUUUCAGCCUUACAAGCUGAAAUACAAACUAGUUGCGGGUUUCAUUUCCAUCCUUAAGAUUUUGGACAGAAGUAGCUCAUGUGGUUCACUCUAACCCGAAAUAUGGGCAGAAAUUGCUUAAUGUGAAUAGGGUUUCCUUUUGUGGAUAUGAACAAUGAAGAGAAUUCUGGAAAAAAUAGUUAGUCCUAGCCACAUUGACAUUACAAAGCUACAAAUGAAUCCCUAUUUUUGAGAAUGUAUAAGUAAAAACAGGCCUAGAAAUUAUAUCUGUUCUGUUGAACAUAUGUGCACUAUACUGCUCUGGGAGGUUUUGAGCUUCACUUUCUGUUGAAGUUAGAAACAUCACUUGCAACAUUAGAAUGCCCCGAUGUAAGGAAGUGUUUUCUUAAAUUUAAAAACUAUCAUGUUCCUUACUUCAGGUGCCAGGGAGUUGGCUUUUAAUGAGAUUGGGAGUGUGACAUAGCAACCUUCCUAAAAGAGAGAUUAGAGAAACCUGAUGCAAGAGGUCAUGUAUUAUAUGAUUUUAUUUAAUAUGAAAUAUCUGGAAUAAAUAAAUCCAUAGAAAGCAACUUGAUGGUUCCAGGGACUGGGGUUGGGGAGAGAUGGGCAGAAAUUGCUUAAUGUGAAUAGGGUUUCCUUUUGUGGAUAUGAACACGUUUUGGAAUUAGAUAGAGGUAAUUGAACAAUAUUCUGAAUGUACCACUGAAUUAUUCACUUUAAAAUGGCUAAUUUUAUGUUAAUUUCACCUCAAAAGUUUUUGUUUUUAAAUUUAACAAGAGUACUAAAGACUUGAGUGCUUUUAAGUCCUCAUCUCAGUAUCACUAUUGCUAUAAAAUUGAUCUGUGAUUUCUUGAACAAAAGACAGGCUUGCAAGAGUAACUCAAGUAACGCUAAGAUCUGUAUAAUACUCAAGUCUGGGGGGGAAAAAAACAACUAGAAAUCCAGUCUCUUCUGUUAGGGAAAAAAAGAGUCCUAUACUGAUCUGUUUUAGUACUCCUAGAAGUAGUGAAAGGAACUUGGUUCUUCAUGUUCAGGUCAGGAAAACCUGCAGGUGGGGCUGGCCCCUUUAAGACUAGGAGACUGAAGUACUCUGGUAGUUAAGGAGUCAUAAUGACAAACUUUCUUAAGUAAUUCUACUUAGAUAUGUAUUAGUUAUCUGCCUGGACCAGAAGUACUGAGGAGCAGAGUCCAUCUCAGUUGGGUUGGUGAGAGUUGUAUAUAGAUGAAUUAAACAUCUACAAGUUUAUUUUCUAAAAUCUAGAUGUCUCUGCCCUAGAUAAGGGACCAGUGAUAUUUAGUUUGGGUUCUUUUCUACCCUAUGGGGAACACAGAAAGUUUAGUUAAAGGGAGGAUUUCCUUGAAAUAAGGUCCUAUGUGUCCUGUCCUAUUUCUGAAACCUAGGGAAUGGAAGGGAGAAGAUCCUGCCCAUGAACACCUCUGAAAUCCAUUGCUAAUAUAUAUUCACUUGCUGAAAACAAAUGCCUGUAGCCUAUGUGAAGCAAUAUUACUUUGGGUUUCUGUUCAAAUUUUUCAUGAAUGUAGGAUUCAUGGGCGGCUAGUGAUAAAGAAUCCUCAGGGGGAUCCAUACUUAACAAUAUGAACUCCAGGUUCAGUAUUGGAGAGAGAGGUGCUGUAGCCUAUCAUGAGAACUUUACCCUAGGUACACAUACCAUAAGACAAGCUCUCCUGCAUAGAUCUGUUUUUCCAUGGUAGGAAGCCAUCUUGAUUGGUAUCUGUCACUGCAGGAGAUGGUGGCUUGAAAAUGGACAUGCUAGAGAACCUUGAAUCCCUACAGUUUGAUAGUGAGAUUCCAGAGGAAGAUCGUUUCUGGCUGUAUUUGCAGGGUCGUUCUCGGGGACUGAUGAUUGAGGCCUGUGCCCAUGCAACUUUCUUCUGCAAAGUAUUCUAUAAUUUGAGAGAAUUAUUACAAAAGAAUCAAAAUUCCAGCUCUCUCUCAACUAAAUCAGGUGACGUGGACAUAGAUGACAACAGGAACCUAAAGGUUGGCAUCAUUGGAGGUGGCCGUCUCGGGAAGCAACUGGCUCGUACACUGCUACAACUUGUCCCCAUCCCUGCUGCAAGUCUGCGGAUCUCCACUCGGAGGCCAGAGGUCCUGGCCGAGUUCCAGAAGCUGGGGGUCCAGUGCUUUUACCAUAAUUCUGGUCUGGUGGGUUGGGCCAACGUGAUAUUCCUCUGCUGCUUGCCAUCUCAGCUGCCUCAUAUCUGCAUACAAAUUCAAACCAGUCUUGAAAAGGCCUGCAUUGUGUUCAGCUUUGUAGCAGCCAUCCCAAUACCCAGGUUGAAACUAUUAUUGAACCACACCAACAUCUUGCGACCUCAGUAUCAUUGUGUUGAGGAUUUUGAGAAGAUCUGGGGAGCCAAUAAGGAAAUCACAGCUGCUCUCCAAGAUCCUGUGAUUCUUCGGGCUACCUGCCCCUACAGUCCUGAUGGGGGAAUAAUCCUCAAUAUCAAAUGGCUGGAGGGAUUAAUCUAUGCAGCCCUAAACAUGUGCACAGAAAGCAAUGUGGAUUGCCGACAAGCACUGCAGCUUUUGAAUCAACUAUUUCUUUCUGUUCACUUCAAAGACUGUAUGAAACAUGAAGAAUCCUGCCCAGAAUUUCAGCUACCACAUGUCAUCAGCAAAUCCUAUGUCAAGAACUUGCUUCAUAGAAGGCCUUUUCCUUGGUUUGAUCUGACUGCUGUGCAACUCAGGGAAACUCCCUUUAGCCAGUAUCACUCCACCAAUACUGUUCUUCAAGACCACCUGACCUACCUGUACUAUGAUUCAUUUGGCAUUGCUCCAAAGAAAGAAGAAGAGCCUGUGGAUCUCUUGGACUCUCCAUCCCAAUAAGUGACCUCAGGAAUCAGGAUUUUUUUUUUUUCCUUCACAGAUUCCUCUACAAUGGUUAGGCCCUAAUUAUCACAAUUGCUAGGGAAGUUAUGUGACUGCAAUCCCUGUUUGAAAAUUGUACUAGUGGCUCUUUCAAAUGUAAAAUAAAACAAGAGAUCCUAUAUAUCAAUAUGCUUGGGUAUGUCUAGCUUUCAGA
Messenger RNA from Marmota monax (woodchuck), 4134 nucleotides. RefSeq names its product NADP dependent oxidoreductase domain containing 1 (gene Noxred1). NCBI's taxonomy places the organism in Eukaryota, Metazoa, Chordata, Mammalia, Rodentia, Sciuridae. Gene Ontology annotation, molecular function: pyrroline-5-carboxylate reductase activity. The transcript has 6 exons. Bases 2850 to 3938 code for a protein of 362 amino acids. The record is from RefSeq and is a predicted model, not a curated record. Gene Ontology annotation, biological process: L-proline biosynthetic process.